AUGCUAAUGGCAUGUCAACACGACAACGGGCCAGUCAAAUCGACCCUCGAGCAUCAUCACCUUUGGAACAUUCCCCUCAACCACCACCACCUUCACGAGCAAGUGGUGAUGGAUCUCAUCGAGUACCUGCCCCGCCCUCCGACCGCACACCACAGCAGCAGCCCCGAAACCGGAGAUUUUGACCUGAAUACUACCGGCUCCUCCUUAGACGACUCCCUGCAGAUUCAGCAACAACAGCUACCAUCAUUGCAGUCAGUGUCGACCAAAAAUGUCCAACAAAUACCAGGCCAAUGCCUCCAACACGCUAGCCGUACAGUGGUGACCUAUUGUGGCUAUUGCAAAGCCCAUGGGGGCUUCGACGCGGAGAAGUGCGAAAAGUCGGCCCAGUCCCACGGACUUUGCAAAGCGCUCGGUGGCGGCGCUCGAUACACGUUCUCUGACUACGACAAGAGCUCGCAAGGUAAGGGAGUCUGCCGCAAGCAUGGGGGGCCGUUGACGCUCAGCGAGGCGACUUGUGUGCGAAGCAUGGCGGGUCGCGAUUAUGCAUGGAUGUCAAGUGCAGACUGA
Messenger RNA from Aphanomyces astaci, 567 nucleotides. RefSeq lists its product as hypothetical. The transcript has 3 exons. Lineage: Eukaryota; Oomycota; Saprolegniomycetes; Saprolegniales; Verrucalvaceae. The coding region runs from base 1 to 567 and encodes 188 amino acids. The record is from RefSeq and is a predicted model, not a curated record.